UGAGUGUCUGGGCCGAUGCUGUCGCUGGGAGCCCGCGCGCUGGCCGCCGCCUGCACCAAAUGCCACAACUGCCACCCCAUUGUCCACCGGGCGCGCGGCCAUUGUCCGGGCCCACACGCUCCCGCAGCCUCGCUCUUUCCCCGGGGCCGGGGCCGCUCCUCGACGCCCGCUUCCCCGCUCACCGCCGCCGGCAGCGUCGACCGCUUCGGAGCCGUCACCGCUCACCUGGAGCACAAACAUUUCCCAACACAACUGGACGAGGUCACCUUCCAAAAACUGCUGCAGGAUGCUAUUGUAGGUUGGAAAGCAGAAGGCAGGGUGGCAGUGUGGCUACAUGUUCCUAUUCUCCAGAGUCGUUUUAUACCUGCUGCAGCUCGUCAAGGUUUCACCUUUCACCAUGCAGAGAAUGACCAUUCUGUGUUGGCACUCUGGCUGGCCAUGGGGGAAAGUAGACUUCCUUCUUAUGCAACACAUCAAGUAGGAGUGGCUGGUGCAGUGCUUGAUGAGGUGACCGGUAAAGUUUUGGUUGUGCAAGACAAAAAUAAGACAAAAAACGCUUGGAAGUUUCCAGGAGGCCUCUCAGAUCCGGGUGAAGAUAUUGGUGAAACAGCAGUACGAGAAGUCUUCGAAGAGACUGGGAUAAGAUCCACAUUUAAAUCACUUCUAAGCAUCAGGCAACAACAUAACCAUCCAGGAGCUUUUGGGAAAUCUGAUAUGUACGCUAUUUGUCGUUUGAAAGCUCUCUCGUUUGACAUCAAUUUUUCCCAAGAAGAAUGUAUACAGUGUGAAUGGAUGGACCUUGUGGAGCUGACUAGGACAGAAUGUGCAACACCUAUAACCAGCAGGAUAGCCAAGCUAUUGUUAUAUGGAUAUAGGGAAGGCUUUGACAAGAUUGAUUUAAAAAUGACAGAGUUUUCAGCCAUUUAUACUGGUCGCCCCUACAAACUUUAUUACAAAGCAUUACCGGAGUAAUUUAAGAAUUUUAUAUCACACGGGCUCUGAAUAAAACGGCAUCUAGUAGAAAUGCCGUAUUCUAUUUGUUCAAAUCAAUACUGACAGAAGUACAUCACUGAUGAGAUUUAAAUUGGGUAAGAUGCUACUCUCCCCAAAGUGCAGAAUUUUGCAAUGCUUUUAAGAUAUACUCACAUCUCAUUGCAGCUCGUCAAUUCUGAAAAUAACAAUCAAUUCCUAAGUCUCAUAAUUGAACAUCUUUAAUUUUAAGUUACAAAUGAGCAUCGUAAAAUGCCUCAUAACUGAACAUGAUAUUACUGUGAUUUCUCCUUUUCCUUCAUAUUAAACAUGAACUUAGAGCACAUUUACAUCCUUUUGUAAUUGGCAAAUUGGCCAAAUAGGAGAUUGCUGACAGAAUGUUUAGCUAUAAUUGUAACGCAUUGAAUUUAUAUCCCCAGUUUAUAACCAGCGGUCUCUGAGGAAGUAUCAAUCUUGAUCAAAAAUAUCUCAGUUAAUCUUCACCCCGGCCUAAUAUUUCACCAUGUGUCUUUAUUCCUUCCCAUUUCAGCUGAUGUAGACCGCCACCUCUACUCAGUGAAAGGAUUGCAAUGUUGGGACUGGAGAAUGUGGGACUACAAGAGGCCCAAAGUGGCAGAAUAAGGAGAUCUGAGAAUUGCACACCUGGAACAUGUUCCAAAGAUGGAAAGUGUAUAGUCUUGGGGGAAUCUGAAAAGUUAGCUGAGAGUUUAAAUUCAAGAUGAUGUAUGGUUCAGCAACCACAUGUGGAUUAGUGAACAAGACUUUUAAAACGUCACGUCAGCUAAGUUUCAUAAGAUCA
This is a messenger RNA of Leucoraja erinaceus (little skate), 1789 nucleotides long. It is a transcript of the gene nudt6, whose product is annotated as nudix (nucleoside diphosphate linked moiety X)-type motif 6. The record is from RefSeq and is a predicted model, not a curated record. Gene Ontology annotation, molecular function: NAD binding; NADH pyrophosphatase activity; ADP-ribose diphosphatase activity. Lineage: Eukaryota; Metazoa; Chordata; Chondrichthyes; Rajiformes; Rajidae.